ACACACACACACACACACACGCACACACACACACACACACACACGCACACACACACCUACCAUGCGGCGGGAACACCGACCUCUCCGCUGCCAUAUCCUCUUCCUCCUCCUCGUGCUGUUUUCACUUCAAGCGCUUACGUCAUGCGCGCCAGCACCCACACAGCAACAACUACAACAACAGCAACCACAGCCACAGCACCGAAGGUCUCUGUUGUCGAUUGUGGCAGAUGACGACGAUGAUCCCGCCGACGGCGAUUAUGAAGACGACGACGACGACGACAACGGCGGCGCCAACGCUGCCGCCAACACCAUCAGCAGCAUAGAAGGCAUAAAGGACGGUUUGCACGGAGGUGGCAGGGGCGGUGCACCAGCAGCAGAGACGACGUCAACGUCGACGGCGGCAGCGACGACCAUGGGUUUCCUGGAUGCCAUUGCGCCGAAAGUGCGCCAGAACGAGCUGGACGCGUCGCUGCCGCGGGUUGACGUGUUUCUGAUUCACCUGCGCAAGGCCGGUGGGCGCACGAUUCGGUGCACGUUCUCGAGCAACGGGAUGCGGCCCAAGUUCAGCAGGCGCCUGCCGCAGCCGCUGGCCGAUGUGCUGUCGGCGGUGACGCGGGGGCACUCCAAGGCCUGGCACGUGCGCAAGAUGUACGAGGAGGCCAAGCAGGAGCGCCCGAAGGACGUGCAGCUGCUGACGACGAUUUUGCGGGAGCCGACGGCGCGCGUGCUCUCCGCGUUCAGCACGAGCCUGGGCCGGAGCAGCGACAUCCACAAGAAGAAGGUGGUCAAGGGGUGCGCGUAUGUGGGCCACGUGCACGUGUGUGGGGACGCGGUGCGCGACCUGGCGGCUGGGAACAUGACGCUGCACCAGUUUGCCACCUCAACCUCGACCGAGAUGGCCAUGAACUACCAGCUCCAGCACCUGAGCGACACGUACCGCCCGCUCGGCACGCUGGACGAGGAGGAGCGCUCGCGCGUGCUGCGGGUUGGGCUGGACAUGCUGUCGGCACUGGACGUGGUGCUGCUUGCGGACCGCUACAACGAGAGCUUGGCCAUCCUCAACUGCUGGCUGGAGGAGAAGGUGGGCCGGCAGCUGCAGCACAUCAACCUCUGCUCCAACUGGAACCCGCACACGCACACACAGCAGCACACAGGCAGCCGUGGUGGCACGGGGGAUGUUGGGGAUGGCGGCCGUGGUGUUGGUGAUUCUUUGGGUGUGCAUCACCACGCGGCCGCGGCGGCGGCAGCAGCGGCAGUGGCAGCACCCAGACGUGGCGAUGGCGGUCGUGCUGACGAUGCCGCGGCCGUUGCCGCUGCCGAAAGGGAGGAGGCGGUGAGGGUGCUGCGGCAGCGCAACUCGCUCGACCACGAGCUGUACACGCACGCGUUGAUGAAGUUUGCGCUGCAGCGGCGUCUGUACGCCGAGCGCCAGUGCUUCAAGCGGGUGCUGUCGAGCCUGCAUGCGUGCACGCCGACGCCGCUGUACAUGCACAAGAGCGACGCACGGCUCGGCGGGCGCACGAUUGAGGAGGCCGUGAGGAACGUUCAGGCGAGCGACGCGUACAGCAACGAGACCAGCGGCACCACCAGCGAAUCCAUCAUCAAAGUGCAAUCAUGUCCCAUCAACCACACCAGCUAGCGGGGAUGUGUGUGAGUGUUGGGCGGGAGGAGGGGGGGGGACUUCUGUGUGCUGUGUGUGUGUGUGUGGGGGGGGGGACUGUGUGUGUGUGUGUGUGUGUGUGUGUGUGUGCAUUUGUGUGCUCUGUGUGUGUGUGUGUACGAGCGUUUGUACACUCUCUGUCUCAGUCUAUCAGUCUUUCUCACUCACUCACUCACUCUCUCUCUCUCUCUCUCGGUCUCUCUCUCUGUGCGUUGUACCCAGUGUCCUUUCCCUCGAUGCCUCUCGCUCUCUUCCCCUCACCGUCUUCCUCUUGCCAGGAUUCAUCAUAGAACGCACGCACUCUCUGUUCCUCCGCGUGACAUUGUGUAGAGCGUCAUGAACAGUCCUCUUGUUCCUCCCGUCAUGUGACGUCCGUGGUGGC
Messenger RNA from Salpingoeca rosetta, 2042 nucleotides. RefSeq lists its product as uncharacterized. The transcript has a single exon. Lineage: Eukaryota; Choanoflagellata; Craspedida; Salpingoecidae. The record is from RefSeq and is a predicted model, not a curated record. Bases 62 to 1639 code for a protein of 525 amino acids.